Molecule: messenger RNA, 1479 nt
Organism: Mercurialis annua (annual mercury)
Lineage: Eukaryota; Viridiplantae; Streptophyta; Magnoliopsida; Malpighiales; Euphorbiaceae
Exons: 6
Coding region: 1-1479 (492 amino acids)
Source: RefSeq, a predicted model, not a curated record
AUGGAUGCAAAUGAUUUGUUAUAUGAUUUUUGUGUGGAGGCCAAGGAGAGCAGUGGCGUUGGAAGAAUUUGGUUGUUGUUGGCAGAGGCGGAGAGGUUAGAUACUCCCUUCAAACACAGUCAUUUAUGGGCUUCCAUUGUAUAUGCAACAUUUGGCCCUUCUGGAUUGUAUUUGCAACACAGGAAGCCCUUCAAUUGUCAACUUCCAUUGUAUAGGAGAGCACAAUCUGCUUUUGUGCCUGGGAGGAAAAUUGGGGAUAAUGUGCUGCUGGCUCAUGAAUUGGUCCACAACUAUCAUAGAAACAGUGGGAAGCAGGAUUGUGCUAUGAAGAUUGACCUUAGAAAAGCCUAUGAUUUCAUUCAUUGGGACUGUGUUGAAGAGAUAAUGAUAGGGCUGAGGUUUCCAGAUCUGUUCAUCAAGUGGGUUAUGGUCUGUAUUAGGUCUCCUUGGUCUUUGAGUGUGAACUGUGAUAGAGAUUUUGACUACCACUCUGGGUGUAAAGCUCUAAAGAUCAAGCAUAUUUGUUUUGCUGAUGACCUUUUUAUCUUCUGCAAGGGUAACAUGAGAAGUAUUAGGAAGAUUGCUAAUGUCUUGAAGCAUUUCUAUGAAGUUACACGCCUAAAAAUGAUCAAUCAUAAGAGCAGUAUCUAUUUUUAUGGAGUUGAGGAUAGGAAGAAGAAUGAGAUUGUUAAUGAGCUGAGUUUCAGUGAAGGUACCUUGCCAGUCAAAUAUUUAGGGGUGCCUCUCAUUAACAAAAGAAUGUCAAAAGAUGACUGCCAUGGCUUAAUUGAGAAAUUUACUAGAAGAAUCAAUCACUGGACUGCUAGGCAUCUCACCUAUGUUAGUAGGCUUCAGCUUAUUAAUGCUGUCCUAUUUAGUAUUCAUGUAUAUUGGUGCUCUUUAAUAAUUCUUCCCAUUUCAGUUAUUAGGGGAGCGGAGAAAAUUUGCAAUCAUUUCUUAUGGAAGGGCUCUGUGGACUUUAAAUAUGGUAACUUGGUGGCUUGGAAGACAAUCUGCAUGAGGAAAGAUGAAGGUGGUUUGGGCAUCAAAGAUUUGAUUUUGUGGAAUAAAGUUGCUGUUAUUAGGCACAUUUGGGAUCUUCUCGCAGUUAAGGAUUCUCUAUGGUCCCUCUGGAUCAUAAAGAAUAAGCUGAAGAUGCUUAGCUUCUGGGGUAUCACCAAACCCUUUGUAGCUAGUUGGUCCUGGAGGAACUUGGUCAAGCUGAGAGACAUGAUCAAAGGCUGCUUUAACUACAAGCUAGGGGAGGGCAACAUUUCCUUCUGGUAUGACCCUUGGCUUGAUGGGGAAACUGUUACUGAAGUCUUUCCUGAGAUCAACCCUGUGGACACUGACAUUCAUCAUAAUGCUAAGGUUAGUACUUACUUUAGUAGAGGUAGUUGGCGCUUGCCUAUGGCUAUGGAUGAGUACCUUGAGAGAGCCUGGAAUUGCAUUGCUGCUGUAAUACCCCAAAAUAUUUAA